Messenger RNA from Trematomus bernacchii (emerald rockcod), 3973 nucleotides. Its product is annotated as transmembrane protein 184B-like. Bases 164 to 1444 code for a protein of 426 amino acids. The record is from RefSeq and is a predicted model, not a curated record. The transcript has 11 exons. NCBI's taxonomy places the organism in Eukaryota, Metazoa, Chordata, Actinopteri, Perciformes, Nototheniidae. Gene Ontology annotation, biological process: transport. Gene Ontology annotation, molecular function: transporter activity.
GUGGCAGCUGCUGUUAAUGCACUGAACUGCAGAUGGUGAUGUGGAUGAAAUAACGGUGUCCAGUUCAUCAGCUUUGGAUGGGGAAAUGGUUUGUAAUCGACUUGAGAGGAUGAGCUAAAUUGAUGCUGUGAUUUCAACGCAGAUCCAAACAACUGCAGAGGAGAUGGGUCUACUUUGGCAGCGGGACCUCACCCUGUCAGAGAGUUUGGGGAAUGGCCCCCCUGUUGGCUUCGCCCCGGGGCCCCCAGCCACCAUGGCCCCACAGCAGUCCAACACCUCCUGGGUACCGGAAGCACCGCUGGUCACACCAGAGGAGACGUUUUUCCUCAUGACCUCCACUGCACAAACCAUAUCGGGUUUUUUCGUUUGGACAGCGCUUCUGAUCACAUGUCACCAGAUCUACAUGCACCUGCGUUACUACAGCUCUCCAAAUGAACAGAGGCACAUAGUGAGGAUCCUCUUCAUAGUCCCCAUCUACGCCUUCGACUCGUGGCUCAGCCUUCUCUUCUUCACCAAUGAGGAGUAUUACGUUUACUUUGACACAGUCCGGGACUGCUACGAAGCCUUUGUCAUCUACAACUUCCUGAGUCUGUGUUAUGAGUAUCUGGGAGGAGAGAGCGCCAUCAUGGCCGAGAUCAGAGGGAAACCCAUCGAGUCCAGCUGUGUGUAUGGGACCUGCUGUCUGUGGGGGAGGACGUACUCCAUUGGGUUCCUCAGGUUCUGCAAACAGGCGACUCUGCAGUUCUGUGUGGUGAAACCUCUCAUGGCGAUGGUCACUGUCCUCCUCCAGGCCUUCGGGAAAUACAAGGAUGGAGACUUUAACGUUGCUAGUGGCUACCUGUACGUGACCAUCGUCUACAACAUCUCCGUCAGCCUGUCGCUCUACGCUCUCUUCCUCUUCUACUUCGCCACUCGCGAGCUGCUCGUCCCCUACAACCCUGUGCUCAAGUUCUUCAUGGUCAAAUCCGUCAUCUUCCUCUCCUUCUGGCAGGGGAUGCUGCUUGCCAUCCUGGAGAAGUGCGGAGCGAUCCCUCAGAUCAACUCAGCCAAGUUCUCCGUGGGCGAGGGGACGGUCGCCGCGGGUUACCAAAACUUCAUCAUCUGCAUCGAGAUGUUCUUUGCUGCCGUUGCUCUGCGCCACGCCUUCACCUACAAGGUCUACAUGGACAAAAGACUGGACUCAUAUGGCUCAUUUCCUAUCUACGGACAGUACGGUCGCUGCGCCCCGAUGAAGAGCAUCUCCAGCAGCCUGAAGGAGACCAUGAACCCUGGCGACAUGGUUCAGGACGCCAUCCAUAACUUCUCCCCGGCGUACCAGCAGUACACCCAGCAGUCCACGCUGGAGCGGAGCGGGGGGCCGCCGCUGUCCCGCAGCCACAGCAACCUCAGCACCCGCGGGGACAACGAGAAGACGCUCCUGCUCAGCUCCGACGACGAGUUCUGAGACUGAAACACUUUGUCCUGUAGCCCAAAUCCAAUUUCUAUCAACUAGAGCAGUGGUUCCCAACCAGGGAUACGGGGACCCCUAGGGGUUCUUGAGGGGGUACGUAGAAAUAUUAGGGAUUGCAAUAUAUUUCCACAAAAAACAUUUUAUUAAAUCAAUUUUCAUAAGCCUGGUGUCCUGCCCCCAGAGUGUGUCAUUACAAGCCCUAGUCCUAGAAAGAUGUGGAAACUGCUAGAAGUGAGUCUUAAUACUAUUAUUUUCACUGACAGUAAGUAUCAAUGUCAAGUUUAAAUGCAUUUGUAUUAAGGGUGAGUUAUGCAAGUGAUUUUCAUCUGAGGAGCAGUUGGGUUGGACAUCAUUACAAAGGGUUUAAUACAGGAAGAAAUGUUGGCAAAUCAUCACAGAUGAGUGAGGGGGUACUUAUAGCAUGGCGACCAGCUCAAGGGGGACACGAGACCAAAAAGGUUGGGAACCGCUGAACUAGAGAGACAAAUCAGAUCUUGUCCUUAACAGGGAAGGUCAGAUUCACUUUUUAAGACAACACUACAAAGAUCAGAUUCACUUUUUAAGACAACACUACAAAGAUCAGAUUCACGGCAGGCUAUCGUUAACAGACUGUGGGAAGUAUUUUUACAAGAGCAGUAGGUAAAGAGGAUGGAGACGUUGUUAUGAAUAGAGGGGUCCAGAUGUUUAGACAUUAGGUUCAUUACAGAUGCUGUCAUAGAGGCCAUCCCUGACAGAACUAUAUCACAAGGUUCAAGGCUUUUGUUGUCAUAUGCACAUAGCUACAGUGUAGUUAUGACAAUGAAAUUGUCACCUCUAAAUUCUUAGGUCACAGGCUCCUCCAACACCUAAGAAUGUAAUUCCCCACAUGGGUUCAAAUAACCGUGCCUGCAUUAAGCUCCCUAAUGCUGCACUUUAAAUAAAUAUAUAAGAGGUGUAUAACAGAGAGAAAAGUGCCAUCUUCAUCUUAAAACAAACGGCCUCUUUCAUCUUUCUAGUUUGUCUCCCUUAUUCCUCACUUCUCUGCCAACUCUUACCGAAACAUUGCCAAAUAGAAGGAGUACCCUGCGGGACACACUGUCUUAAGAUUUAGAGUUUAUAGUCAAGCAAAACUAAAGAGCCUUCGAAUUCCCAGGCUUCUUUUAAUAUAUACAUAUUAAAUAACACUUUUUUUUUUAUUUAAAUGUUGUAUGACCUUGAAGGUAUCGCUCGUUUGUUGGAAAAUUGUCAUUCCAGAGAUGUGUUUAAAUAUGCCGUGUUUGUUUUCACUCUGUCGUGGGUUCGUGUGAGGCGACUCGGAAGUAUAACUGUGUGACUCGGCAGCUGUUGGCCUGAUUUGUGUCGAGGGAACAGCUGUAGGAGAGAUUUUUUUUCGCGUGGGCCGGGAGACGGAAGUACGACGCCCACGCAGAUUACGGAGCAACACAGCUGUGAUGUGCUGAGGAUUGUAAUCCCAUAAUUAGGGGCAUUACGCACAGAUCAGACCUGCCUCUGCUGGUAUUGUUUAUAACAGCAUUACUGCUAUAGUGAGCUAGAUUGGAUUUACAUCCGGUAGAUGAAUAUAGUGGCAUUUGUGUUCAGGGACACUAUAGCAGUGAUGCAUGGUCGAAGAAAUCCUCAAGUGAGUCAGAUUAUUCUGCUUUUAUCCUCUGUUUCCUGUUUUAGAGUGAAUUGUUUAAUAUGAGUUUUAGCAGGGGCCUGUAUAGAAGCUGCUUGUGGUCGUAAUCGUAAAUGUUUGAUGGCAGAGCACAGCUAAGUAAAAACCUCUCGACAGGUGACGUUAGGCCUCUCAAUGUGCGAUCAUCGUUUUCCUCUUGAUAUGUCGAGUGCAGAGUCCAGACUAGUGUCUAUUGACUGCAGGUAAACAAACCGUGAAGUCCUUGUGAGUAAUGAAUGUAGUCCGGGUUAAACAUGAACAGCCAAAUAGAUGUGAAUAUUUACUUCCUAAAGAUAAAAUGACACUAAUUAAGCAGGAGAAGAAGGUGUUGGAUUCCUGCUGUGACUGAUGAUCCAUAUACCUUCUUUCAAUUAUACACUCACUUUUUUAUCCGACUUUCAAAUCAAACAGCUUCAGUUGAAGGCAAGGUGGAGGUAAUUUGUUUUUUGAAUGAACCACUAACUUAGUAGUAUUGAAAGAAAAGUGACAUUCACUGCCUUUUACUCUGCCCCAAGUUAACAGCAUAUCAAACUUUAUUCAAAACACUAUCAAAUGAUACUUUUGAUACUACGUGAUUUAAAAGCUGGAUGUUUAAUCACAACGCUAAAUAUAUUAAAGCAGGAUAUAUUAUACCAGAAAGGAAGGAUUGUUGUAAAUAGGUAGACUAAGCACUGCGAAACGUUCAUGAUUAUGGGUGUAAUGGCAUUGCUUGGUGUAGUGCUUUAGUUAGAUAUUUUAAUUUUCAUAUAUUCUCCUGUUUUAUUUCUGUUGUACCCUUUUUUUAAUAUGUAUAUUGGUGAUAUGAUCUCUUGUUUUGAUGCUUAAAUGGUUUCUGUUGGUGUUGAAAAUAAAGUAAAAUCAUAAUUGUG